Molecule: messenger RNA, 3106 nt
Organism: Physcomitrium patens
Lineage: Eukaryota; Viridiplantae; Streptophyta; Bryopsida; Funariales; Funariaceae
Source: RefSeq, a predicted model, not a curated record
GUCCAAGUGUUACAUAAUGAAUGUCUGGAUGUUGAGUUGACAUGAUCUUGUCAAGGAAUGAGCUAGUACCUGAGUCUAGCUUGUGAGGUUAAGCGAAUCUGAAGGGGCAGGUUAUUUAAUAGUCAUAAACUAGAUGACUGCGAUUGUUUAGGGCUGGGAUGUUUAAACCUUGUCUCCACUGCGAUAGCAGUAGAGACGGUUAGAGGCGUUGCAUGAUGAUUGUUCGACGUUUAUCAUAGAUGCAUUGGCUGCAAAUAUAUCUUCCGCAGAAAAUUGGGUAGUUGUUGCAGCGCUACAUCGUAUGGUGUCUGCAACAUUCACUCCGCUUGUAUUGAAAGCAUCGUUGCUUGAUAUAAGCCUGCUUCGGAGGAAGAGUCCUGCUCAUCUCUUUUGGAUUCUGUCUAUUUCUAUCGUACAAAUGUCUCUUCUGAACAGAUCAUAUAUACGUCUGUUGUGCAGUGGAUGCCCUAGAUUUAAUUUGAGUGUAUUUCAGCCUUAUGUGCAAAUUCGCAUGUCUCGUUCACAUUGAAGAUUUCGAGGAAGACUUCCUGUUAUUAACGUUACACUAGGUUAUUUAUGCGAGGACAAGUUGUUCUAUCGUGCAGAACAUCCUCGAGGUGCAGCUUCCUAUCCAGCCUUGCCACACACGAUUCACUUUCCAUAGCGCAUGUUGUUGAUACGGGGUAAUGACUCGCCCCAUAGUCAGACGGCUAUCAACACCAUGUGAUCAUGCCACACGACAGAGACAUGGUCGCAAGCGAAAAGUGCAACCUUUAGAAGCUUGGAAAAUGGACUGUGAGGAAGAGAAAUCUGAUGACAUGUAUCUUCGAGGCUUGAAUUUCCACACCAUCGAGCAGAUUGCGGACGGAGUCGAACGAAUGAUGUUCUCCUGGAAAUUGGAUACUUUCGCAAGAGGGCAGGAGCAUGCAAGGAUUUUCAAUGCCUCGACUGCCGCGAUAUCGGACACCCUUUGUCAGCAUACAUGCAGAAAGGGAGAGAACGAGGAGUAUGGAUCGAAUGUGAAGCAGGACCCCGGAAGAAUUUGUACCGUUUGUCAUACGUUCGCAACUCAGCAAGUGACCUCCAAGUUGAUGGGCUUCUCCUGCCCCAGGUACCCAGCAGCACAUGAAGCACACCAACGCUACGAAAAAUUUCGCUCAAGGAGUCCAUCGCUCGUGCAAGGAUUUGCUGGGGAACCCAAAUUCGACUGCGGACAGAACUCGUAUUCCUUGCAAGUGCUUCCUCAAAGAAAUGACUGGAUAACAAGCAGCUCCACAGCAAACGUAUCAAUGACAGCUAGUCGGGUAUUUGAGUUUCCAGGAUAUCCUCGUGUGACAAUCCGUCAAGACAGAGUGAGACGAGGUUGUACUGUUUUGGAAAUAAGGGAAGACUGUGCAAAUUCCACACAAAUCUCAACUUGCGAAAAGAGUGUGGGGACGGAAGCCGAGAGUUUAGAGCGUCGGCAGGACCACAUGAUUGCCAAGACACAGCUCUCUUCUCAGCUUUCAUUUAAGGGAAUGGCUUCAUCACCAGAUAACGAGACCGUCCCUCUCACUCCGCUACCUGAAAGUAACUGUUAUUCUGUCAAUGAGGAAUCCUACGCUUGUCAGUUCCCUAGUCCCGGUGCCGAGUGCCAACCACACAAUUUACGUCUGAAAGAAGAAGUUCACGCUUGUCAUGCUUCAACCCCAACAUAUCCGGCCUGCUUGAGUUUCUCCGUUGGGGGACCCUCGCCACACAACGUAACCGGCAAAGACGAAGCUGCUUGCGCUUGUCAUCCUCCAACCCAAUCACGGCGCUGCUCCGGUUAUUCUGUUACGGAGCAACAACUAAAUGACUCGCCUCGCAAAGGCGACGAUCGAUACGCUCAUAAUAGUUCAAGCCUAGCACAACGCUGCUCUAAUGUCCCAAGCCCUAAUGUCCCCUGCUCGGUUGAGCACUCAGAAACUGAAGGGUUGAACGAGCCCGCAUGCGAUGCGGUAGCGGGAGUUAUCGCAUGCACCGACUCUGGGAAUCGUAACUGCAAAAAUGUAGUGGUUAAAUGUUGUGGCAGAAUCCCUCACUUCUGUUCCACUUACUUCUGCGCUCGUCAAAACUCUCGUCACAGAGCGGGAACAAUUCAGAAGCUUGAAGUAGGUGGACGUCCAGUGACACUGCCAGUGUUGCAAAAUGGCACCAUGGCUCUCAAGAACAAGUUUGAUUCACUCAUCUACACGACCGUGAAUUCUCCCGCCAUCUUCCAGGGGAAGGAGAUUACGAGACUGGGGAGCCAUCAGAUUUCAAGUGUGGAAGAGCUCCAGCUAGCUCUCGUUGAAUGUGCAACGGAGUUUGAAAUCAAGACUUUAGAUGCGCAGAUGAAAAUGCACGAGCUGAGAGCUCAGAAACGUCCUGGAAGCGGUGAGCCUGACCAACUUACAGAUUUGCAGGAAAACCGAAGCCAAGAUGAGAUGUCGACGUGCAGUGGGGCUACUAAGAGACAACCAUUACCCCAUCAGCAGGUUAGGAAGCAUGUGAAGAGACAACAAGAUGUGAAAGAAAACCUACAAAAACCAGAUAAUCCGUCAUGGAAGAAGAAAGAGAGAUCGAGUCCGGAACUAAAACUAUUGUCGGAGAGUGGUAACCGAGCUUUUGCGAGGCUGUUUGACAGGCAAAGGAAGAGCUUAGAUGAUGCGUUGAGUCAUGUCGACCGCCUCCAGAAGGAGGCAACGAAGAAGGACCGGGAAUUGGUAGAGUGGCAGCUGAAGGAGAAAGAGACGAAAGCAGAGCUGAUGAGAUUGGAAGAUAAGUUGAAGAGAUCUCGAAUAUCAUCAAAAUUGGAGCCCAGGAAACUUCUCCUUGAGAUCCCCGCCCUUCGAGAGACAUUGCGUUCCUUGAAAGCGGCAAGUUCCCACAGGACAGCGGGGUUCUGUGCUUGGUUUUCACCAUGUUUCCUCCACCUACAUUCAAUCUGCACUUAUUGAAUCCAUGAAACCCACCAGUAAACAAUCCACUGCAGAUAUCCGUGAAGUAUCUUCCUUUCUAAAGCUUGAGAAAAGACAGCGAUUAGGUUCCAUGUUGCAGUCUAACAUGCUCAAGUUCAUGAACGGACGGCCUCAAGACAGUUUUG